This is a messenger RNA of Styela clava, 4388 nucleotides long. NCBI's taxonomy places the organism in Eukaryota, Metazoa, Chordata, Ascidiacea, Stolidobranchia, Styelidae. The record is from RefSeq and is a predicted model, not a curated record.
UCAAAUAGGCCGAUAAGAACUUUAUAUUUAUCUCUCGAUGUAAAAAUGUAAAAUCUAAUAAUGAGUAGACUGUGUUUUGCAGAAAAAUAUUCGUAAGAAAAUGUUUCAGUUUUGAGCUGAGGCGCGUUUAAUCAAAUACAAAAUGGCGAUGCAAACUCUUUCAGCUGGCGCCAACUAUUCGAAAGGAAUUCUGGUUUUAAUCAGAGAAAUGACAGAUACUUCUGACUUUACAAUCAAAGUUGCCGGAAAAUCAUUCCCAGUCCAUCGCAACGUAAUAACAGCUGCAUCAAGCUAUUUUAGAGCGAUGUUUUCAAGCAACAUGAAGGAAGCCCAGCAAGGUUUCGCUGACAUGGAAACUAUGAAGCCCGCUGUAAUGGAGAAAUGUAUCGACUUCAUGUAUACCGGCGAAGUCGAAGUUCAAAUUGACGAGAUUCAAGAUAUUCUGCAUGCAUCGAGCCUACUACAGUUGGAUUCAUUAACUGAACUUUCCUUCGAAUAUCUACAAAAAAAUCUCUCGGCAGACAAUUGCCUCGUGGCGGUAUACUUAGCCAAACUUUAUGAUCGAGUUAAUUUACUGAGCAUAGUCGAAAAAAUAGUUUAUGAUAAAUUUGAUGAAGUGGUUUCUACGGACGAUUUUACAGCCAUUUCAUGUGACGACAUCGCUCGUUAUCUUUCUAAAGCAGAUGCGAACUAUGAUAUAAAAUGGAAGGCAAUAGUUACAUGGCUUUCAAUUCGACAAGAAGAAGUGGAACGUACUCUGCCAACGCUAUUGAAUUCGAUCAAAAACAUCCCGGCCAAUUUUUUUAUCGAAACGAUUCUUAAUGCACCAAUGGUGUUCAACAACAAACAGUUAGUUCAAUAUAUAGUUGGACUUUUAUUUUCAAGUACUGAAGAAAUCAUAAAAAAUAUCAGUCUCGAAAAUUUCAUGAAUUUAAGAAAAACCUUGAAAACACAAAAGAUAAAUAUAGAAGGACAAGUUGCAAAAGUGAUGAAUGACUUUAUGGCGGGAAGGUUUGAACAGCUUGUCGAGAGAGAUGAUUUCGUCGAGUUAAAUAAAGAAGAAAUCCUUUUAUUGUUUCAAUCCCCGAGAAUUAAAUGUUCGUCCGAGAGAAUCAAGUGGGAUGCAGCUUUGAAAUGGUCUAAGAAUCAACCAAACAGUAAAAAAUUAUUUCCAAAAUUAUUUAAAUUAAUAAAACUUGAUGAUCUUUCACUGGAUUUCAUCGGGAAAAUUGUUCGAACUGAACCACUCGUCAGAAAUUCUCAUGAAUGUACCGUUAUGUUGAUGGAUGCAUUCUCUGCGCACGGGAGCGUUUCAAAGCAGCCCAGCGCUGCAGCAUCACCCAGAAGAAAUCUAGAUCAGCACAUUGUCUUUUUAGACAAGCAAAAUGGUCACAUUAAUACUUGGAUUAUUUCAAAGAAAACUUGGCAUCGACUACCCAAAGUAAAAGAAGGCGACGACAUGCAGAUUGUUGAUGUCAAAAACGAUCUGUAUGUAUUAAGCGGAUCUGAUCUAUUUCACUGGGGAGGGAAUGAUACUUCCUGGUCAUUGAAGACCAACAAAGAAUGCAAAUCUGGAUAUCGUAAACUAGUCGCUUUUCAAGGCAACAUAUAUCUAGUACAAAGAAAAUUCAUGCAGUGCUAUGAUCCUAUCCCAAAUAAUUUCAAAGACAAUUUACCAGGAUGUACAUUGAAUUAUGGGUUUUGUGCAGUGGCAACAAGUGCUUGCAUUUAUGCCAUGGGUGGACUCUAUUCAGAUCAAAGAGUAGAAAGAUUUAAUCCAGAUACAAAAACUUGGUCAAGACUUUCUCAAAUGCUAAAUCCAAGGCGCCACGCUGCAGCUGUUGAAUUCAAUGGAAAAAUGUAUGUGAUUGGGGGCUUUGAUGGACAUCGUGUAUCCAACUCUGUUGAAAGUUAUAACUUCGAAACCAACACAUGGACGAGAGUAGCAAGGAUGUGCGUUCCCCGAUUGGAUCUCUUCGCCUUUGUGGAUGAUAAAAGCAUAUUUGCAGUAGGUGGAGAAAAUGUUGAUGGCGUUAUAAACUCCGCUGAGGUCUACGACCAGAAUUCAAACCAUUGGUCAACAUUACAAAUAGAUGGGCUUCCAACGAAAGGUUCGCUUACAGGCUGUGUUCACUAUAUAGAAAUGACAGAUACUUCUGACUUUACAAUCAAAGUUGCCGGAAAAUCAUUCCCAGUCCAUCGCAACGUAAUAACAGCUGCAUCAAGCUAUUUCAAAGCGAUGUUUUCAAGCAACAUGAAGGAAGCCCAGCAAGGUUUAGCUAACAUGAAAACUAUAAAGCCCUCUAUAAUGGAGAAAUGUAUUGACUUCAUGUAUAUCGGAGAAGUCAAAGUUCAAAUUGAUGAGAUUCAAGAUAUUCUGCAUGCAUCUAGCUUACUGCAGUUGGAUGCAUUGACUGAACUCUCUUUUGGAUAUCUACAAAAGAAUCUCUCGACAGACAAUUGCCUCGUUGCGGUAUACAUAGCCAAACUUUAUGAUCAAGUUAUUUUAUUAAAAUUAGCCGAAGAAAUAGUUUAUGAUAAAUUUGAUGAAGUGGUUUCUACAGACACUUUUGCAGACAUUUCAUGUGACGACAUCGCUCGCUAUCUUUCUAAAGCAAAGGUAAGCCAUGAAAUAAAAUGGAACGCAAUUGUUAAAUGGCUUUCUAUUCGACAUGAAGAAGUGGAACGUGCUCUGCCAAAGCUAAUGGAUUCGAUCAAAAAUAUCCCGGCCAAUUAUUUGCUUGAAACGGUUUGUAAUGAACCAAUGGUGUUCAGAAACAACCAAUUAGUCCAAUGCGUCAUUGGCCGUUUAUUUUCAAGUAUUCAAGAUAUUAAGAAAAAUACCAGUCUAGAAAACUUCAUAAAUUUGAGAAAAACGUUGAAAUCACAAAAGAUAAAAAUAAAAGGACAAGUUGCAAUAGUGAUGAAUGACUUUAUGGCCGUAAGUUUUGAGCAACUUGCCGAGAGAGUUGAUUUCAUCGAGUUAAAUAGAGAAGAAAUCUUUCUAUUGUUUCAAUCCCCGAAGAUUGAAUGUUCGUCCGAGAGAAUCAAGUGGCAUGCAGCUUUGAAAUGGUCCAAGAAUCAACCAAACAGUAAAAAAGUUUUUCCAAAAUUAUUCAAAUCAAUAAAACUUGAUGAUCUUCCACUGGAUUUCAUCGGGAAAGUUGUUCGAACUGAACCGCUCGUCAGGAAUUCUCAUGAAUGUACCGUUAUGUUGAUGGAUGCAUUCUCUGCGCACGGGAGUGUUUCAAAGCAUCCCAGCUCUGCAGCAUCACCCAAGAAAGAUCUAGAUCAGCACAUUGUCUUUUUAGACAAGAAAAAUGGUCAUAUUAAUACUUGGAUCAUUUCAAAGAAAACUUGGCAUCGACUACCCAAAGUAAAAGAAGGCGACGACAUGCAGAUUGUUGAUGUCAAAAACGAUCUGUAUGUAUUAAGCGGAUCUGAACUACUUCAUCGGGGAGGGAAUAAUACAUUCUGGUCGAUGAAGGCUUACAUGAGAGGCAAAUCAGGAUAUGUUAAACUCGUCGCUUUUCAAGACAACAUUUAUCUUGUACACAAAAACUUCACGCUGUGCUAUGACCCCCUUGGUAAUAGGUUCAAAAAUGAUUUACCAGGUUGUGAAUUAGGUUAUGGGUUCUGUUCGGUAGCAACAAGCGCUUGCAUUUAUGCCAUGGGUGGACUCAAUACAAAUCAAAGAGCAGAAAGAUAUAAUCCAGAUACAAACACUUGGUCAAGACUUUCUUCAAUGCGCUAUUCAAGGUGCCUCGCAACAGCUGUUGAAUUCAAUGGAAAAAUUUUUGUAAUCGGAGGCGAGGAUGGACAACGUAUAUCGAACUCCGUUGAAAGUUAUAACUUCGAAACCAAUACAUGGACGAGAGUAGCAAGGAUGUGCGUUCCUCGGUGGGAUCUCUUCGCCUUUGUGGAUGAUAAAAGCAUAUUUGCAGUAGGGGGAAAAAAUGCUAAUGGCUCGGUCAACUCUGCUGAAGUCUAUGAACCGAUAUCAAACCAUUGGUCAACAUUACAAAUAGAUGGGCUUCCAACAGAAAGUUUUACAGGCUGUGCUUGCUAUAUGUAACAUAUUAACAAUUCCAAAACAUUACUCUAUGCUCAUAACUCAGUUCGUUACUGGCCCUCAAGUGACUUCCCGGAUUGUGUGUUCCUCGGCUCCAGCUCUGAAAAUAUGAUUUUACAUAUGAAGUCACCGAAAAUUUACCAUCUCACAUUGAUUAGUUAACAUAUAUCAUGAUAUGGUAAUUCUGAAAACUGCAUAUUCAUACAUCACCAAAUUUUAUGUGUAUUUAUCGAGCUAUCCGCUUAUUUAAUAUUUAGAAGCUACUGUAUUCAUUACGGGUUUUGUGUUUAUUUCCUGAUGUUUGUCCUACCGUGUU